This is a messenger RNA of Nezara viridula (southern green stink bug), 1527 nucleotides long. The record is from the annotation of a GenBank genome assembly. Lineage: Eukaryota; Metazoa; Arthropoda; Insecta; Hemiptera; Pentatomidae.
UCUAUACCUAUCAACUUUAUAACCAACAAAUUUUAUUUGUUGUCAUUAGGAUGUCAAAAAGAUAAGAACUUUACUAGAAAUUGAGAAUGUAGUCCUGUUUUUUUAACGCUUUAAAGUAGGUUUUACGUUUUAGUUUUUCAGAUAUUUUCCAAUAAUUUCAACUGAUAAAAAUGGAAAUUGGUACCUUUACUAAUCCAUUAAUUAAAAAAACAAUUAUCCAUGCAGGAAAAGAUUUCAAAAAAAUUUUGCCAGGAACAAAAGUCAGAUUUCAUUUUAUUACUCGAAAAUGUGAUGACAAUCAAACCGUCAUCGAUGAUAGCAGAAAGAUGAGCAAACCAAUGGAAUUGAUCAUUGGCAAACAGUUUAAACUUGAAGUUUGGGAAACAAUUGUUCAAGCUAUGGCACUAAAUGAAGUAGCUUCAUUUGUAGUGGAUAAAAGUCUAGUUCAUGCAUAUCCAUUGGUUUCUAGAACCUUAAGGGAUGCACAACAUCCUGAAAAAGCACGUUCGAGGCAUUGUUGUGGCCACAUGUUACAAAGCUAUGGCUUAGAGCAUGAGGAUCUCAAUUCAUUAUUGACAAAUCCUUGUGAUCUUGAAUUCAUCAUUGAACUGCUUCAAGUUGAGAAUGCUGGUGAAUACGAACAAGAAACAUGGCAGCUAAAUGAAAAGGAACGGUUAAAUGAAGUUCCAAAACUUAGAGAAGAGGGUAAUGCAUUUUUUAAAAAUGGUGACUAUACCGAAGCAGUUCAGAAAUAUUCAAGAGCUAUUGGUUUCUUAGAUCAGUUAAUGCUUUGUGAGAAACCUGGAGAACCUGAAUGGAAAAGUCUUCAAGACCAAAAAAUGGCUAUUUUACUAAAUUAUGCUCAGUGUAAAUUGGUUCUUAAAGAGUACUAUGAAGUAAUUGAGCAUUGUACUACCGUACUUCAAUAUGACCAAGGUAAUGUUAAAGCUUUGUACCGUCGAGCAAAAGCAUACACCAGUACGUGGAAUGUUUCUGAAGCCAAAGCCGACUUGGAAGCAUUGGAGAAAAAUGAUCCAUCCAUGAAAAAUUACGUACAACAACAGCUUUUAAUUCUAUCUAAAAUUGACAAAGAAAAAGACUCAGAAUUGAAAGAAAACAUAAAAGGAAAGCUGUUUAAUUAAUCCGAAUAUCUUGUUCAGUUUUUGAAGAUUUCUUUUUUUUAUAAAUAAUGAGGUGAGAAAUAACUUAUUUGUAUUAUGAUGGACAUAUAAUCAAUCUGUAAUUGGUACAUUACUGAAAAUGUAUUAAAAAGUUCUGUAUUUAUUUUUUUUUUUAAUUAUAGGUUUUAUUUUAUCUGUUUUAUCCCACUUAAAUUAUUUCACUAAGCUCUGAAAUCAUUGUUGUGCCAAAUAUAAGGUCUUUUACUCAAAUUUUAUGAAUAGGGUAUCAUUGGAUUCAGAAUUUCAUGAAGACUUCAAAACUGGGACAGUGACAAGUUAAUGGAUCAAGACAAGACAAAUGUUUUUGAAGAUUUUGACAAGGGCAUCAAAGAACUGUUAAUGUUCC